GGAGGCAGUACCACACUUGUUGGUGAUUUUGCAUGCUGAACACUGAGCUUGCCAUCUGCAGUAAAGCAACCUGAACAGUUGGGUUUGAUGAAUACAGCUCAGACUGUGAUGGAAUACGGAUAACCUCAUUCUUGGAUUUGGCUAAUCAAGAUGAAAUGACCCCCCUUUCCAGACUGGAGAAAUAUGCUGCCAGUGACAACGUGUUCAACAGGCAGAUUGUUGCUCGAGGGCUGCUGGAUGUUCUGCGAGCUUUUAGCGACGAUGAGAAAGAUUUCUUGGCUGUCAUGGAGACGAUAGUUAGACUCUCUGAAGAUACAGAGCCCACUGUUCGUGCUGAAUUGAUGGAGCAAGUACCACAUCUAGCCAUGUUCCUCCAGGAGAACCGACCGUCUUUCCCAACUGCUUUUUCCAAGUACCUGGUACCUAUUGUUGUAAGAUACCUCACUGACCCCAAUAACCAGGUUAGAAAAACAAGUCAGGCGGCCCUGCUGGUAUUGCUGGAACAAGAGCUGAUUGACAGGACUGACGUGGAAGUAAAGGUCUGCCCAGUUCUUCUGGAUCUCACAGCUCCUGACAGUGAUGAUGACUACAAGAUCGAAGCUGUGGCAAUAAUUUGUAAAAUGGCCUCCAUCUUGACUGGUGAAAUAACUGAGCGUCUGCUCCUGUUUCGAUUCUGUGAGCUGUGCAGUGAUGGCAAGCUGUUCCAUGUUCGUAAGGUGUGUGCAACGAAUUUUGGAGAUAUCUGUAAUACAGUUGGCCAGGAAGCAACUGAGAAGUACCUGAUCCCCAGGUUCUUCCAGCUGUGCUCAGACAAUGUCUGGGGCAUUCGGAAAGCGUGCGCAGAAUGCUUCAUGGCGGUUUCCUGCUCAGUUUCUCCUGAGGUCCGCAGGACUAAACUCUCCCCACUUUUCAUUAAUCUCAUCAGUGACCCUUCUAGAUGGGUCCGCCAAGCUGCGUUCCAGUCUCUAGGUCCAUUUAUCUCCACUUUUGCCAACCCAUCUAGUGCUGGCCUGUAUAUCAAGGAGGAUGGUACACUGAGCAUUAGACAGCUGGACAAUAGCUGUGCAGAUGUCAGCAGUCCUGCCAGAGAUUCGUCUGAAAUUCAGAACCUAGGCACUUUACAGAAUCCCACUUCAUUGAGGAAAGUGGAAUCGAGCUGCGGGGAAAGCUUGCCUCAGCAGGGUGAGACAUCUGAAACUGACGGGAACUCUCAGUCAAGCUUGAACUGUGGCAGCCAUGAGGGUCAGGUGAAGAUAUCACUGUCCCAACCUUCAGAUAGUACUGACCCUGCUUCCAUAUCAAGUAACCAGGCAGCUAUGGACCAUGCAGAAGUAAAAAGCAAAUGCACCUCUACAGAUGAUUGUUUAGAUGUAGCAAUUACAAAAGAAACUGAGAGGAUUUGUGCCACUUCCCCUCCAGUAAAUUUGGAGCUCUCUGGAGAUUUAUUUAACUCAUUUGUUUAUUGGCGACAGCCUUUGCCUGACAUCAAUUUUGACUUGGAGCUACUACAGUUGGUGGUCAAAGAGGAACAGCGAGAUCAGACAGUCAGUUCCAGUUUGGGGUCACUAACCGAAGGCUUCACGAGGAGCAAUGAACUGGAGAAGGUUCUGGAAAGCUUGCAGGCUCACUUGGAUGAUCCUGAUGUCCAAGCACAAGUGCAGGUGAUUACUGCUGCACUUCGAGCUGCCCGACUCGAUUCUGUAGCCGAAGAAGAACCAUCAUCUGAUGCUGAAAAUACAGAAAUCCAGGCACAGCCUUUGCCAUCCAGCCCAGAGCUUCCUGUAUCCCCACAUUCUGGAUGCAUUAACACUGACACGUCGCUGGGCUUGGACUCAGCAGCUGAGAUUGCAGCAGCAACAACUGGGCACUCAAUUCAAUGUUUGGAGUCUAAUGAAAAUGAACAGAAUAUGAGUCUGAGUAAUCAGCCAGGCUGUGAUGCUGGGUCAUUAGAGCUGGGAGGUGAUGACAGUUUGCUUUUUGGUGAAGAUCAAUCAAAAGUUCAGGAUGUUAUUCCACAGCCAUUGCUGGAUCAGUACCUGUCGAUGACAGAUCCUUCCCGAGCUCAAACUGUUGACACUGAAAUUACAAAGCACUGUGCAUACAGUCUCCCAGGUGUGGCUCUCACCCUUGGCAGGCAGAACUGGCAUUGUUUAAAAAAUACCUAUGAGACACUGGCAUCUGAUGUGCAGUGGAAGGUACGGCGGACAUUGGCCUUCUCUAUACACGAGUUGGCUGUGAUUCUUGGUGAUCAGCUAACAGCAGCUGAUCUGGUUCCUAUCUUCAAUGGGUUUCUAAAAGAUCUAGAUGAAGUGCGAAUUGGAGUCCUAAAGCAUCUGUAUGACUUCUUGAAGCUGCUUCAUAUGGACAAGCGUCGUGAGUACCUGUACCAGCUCCAGGAGUUCAUGGUAACGGAUAACAGUCGGAAUUGGCGCUUUCGAUACGAACUGGCUGAACAAGUAAUUUUGCUGCUGGAACUCUACAACCCCAACGAUGUGCACGACUACCUGCGACACAUUGCUCUCUCCCUGUGUUCUGAUAAGGUUGCUGAGGUUCGGUGGAUUUCGUUCAAGCUGGUGGUGGAGAUCCUAAGGAAGUUCUAUGCAACUGCCACUGACCCAUUAGCUGUGAAUCUAAUGAAUGAGCUCACACUUCGGUUUUGCCACUGCUCCAAGUGGAUCGGACGUCAGGCAUUUGCCUUCAUCUGUCAGGCUGUUGUGGAGGAGGAAUGCAUGCCAGUGAGCCAGUUUGUUGAACACCUGCUUCCAAGUCUGCUUGGUUUGGCUACUGAUCCUGUUCCGAAUGUUCGGGUGCUGCUUGCCAAGGCUCUGAGGCACACGCUGCUGGAGAAAGCAUAUUUCACAGAGGCUGAGAACCCUCAUGUAGAAGCUGUCGAAGAGAUUGUACUGAUUCUGCAAUCAGACAGAGACCGUGAUGUGAGGUUUUUUGCCAGCGCCGAGCUCCGGAAUAACCCUGAAAACACCACCUCAUUUAUAAACUGAGAACCUUUCUAACCAAGUUGUCAACUUCUUAACCGCACACAGUCUUGAACUGGUGAUGCGUCUGGUGAGCCCCCGAAUCCCGCACAAGGUGGAGGCGAUACCUAGCGGUGAAGUGGGCAUUGCCUUGGUCUACAGGCUGGAUCUGGACUGGAGGAUGCAGAGCACCUUCCUCUUUGUUAAAUAUGUGUAUAGAUCUGCAACAGAGCUUUUAUAAAUGAGGGGAAGGGAAGGGGGGAAUUCACUAAUAAAGCUGGAGACCACAAGAGCCUUACCUGCCCAUAUUUACUCAACAAUCUACAGCUAUUUUUGGAUCAAAAAACUAUUGGGAACGUUUCUUUUUAAAACUCCUUCUGAUUCUUGACACAAUCUUUUUUAUUUGCUAACACAGUUCUAUUUCUAAAAAUGAACUUUCUAAUUUGGAAACAGUUACGACUUGGAAUUUUUUAUUUUUAAUAUGCACUCCUCACCUUUCUAAAUCUGUACAGAUUUUUUUAUAUUAAUAUCCCUAACUGACAUACAUUUGUAUGCUUUAGAAAGCGUGUGAACGCAAUGGUUUCAAGUGCGUUUUAACUGAUUUCAAGCGCAUUUUAAUUUUUUCGAAACUCGCAGCGAUCCUUCCUAAUUUUCCCCUUCCUACAUGCAGCUACUUUUCCAUUUGCACUUUGGGAGCCACACUGAGCUGUCUUCUUAACUGGUUCACAAUUGACAUCUGCUCAUUGGCAGGAAAUCUGGUGACUCCAGAUGUGCGGAGAGUGGAUAUGAGCAGAGCAUAUAUUGAUUCACUACUUAACCCUGCCCCACCACUCACACACCAUUUUUAUGAUUAACUGAGCCAGGUUAGUUGCGGGAAAUCUAACCAGGAAGGUGCAGCCAUGCUUGUGAGACCAGCAGAAUGGGCUCAGCUAGACUGUUUAAAUAGAUGCAUUUUUACACUCUCCUUUUUCAGUUCACAAGGUAAUUGGGAACAAUGCUGUAGAGUUCAAUAGCACUGAGAAGGCAGUUCAUACCACUAAUGAAAAAUGCUAGAGAUUUGAUAUUCAAAGUUGAACACAGUAAAUGUGAGGUAGAAUGAGCUUUAAUAUUUUUUUCAAACAUAAUUUGAAUGUUUUAUCCUCAAAGCAGCUGCUACGGGUUCCAUAUCUGCUGAUUGCUAUGUGGUAAGGGCUUGGAGAUGGAACUGCACGGUACUUCCAAGCUAAUGCAGAGAUACAUUGCAUCUCCAUCUAACUUUUUGGUGCUGAAUUCAACUUGAAUAGUGCUUUGGGGGUGUGCUGGUGUCAGUCCGUGCCCACAUCAGUUAUGUUCACAUUGUUCAUCAACUCAUUCAGUGCUCAAAAUGCCCGCCACUGUUCCCCUAAGGUUCUUUGUAUUGAAGACUCUGUGCACUGUCAAAUCUUGUAGUCACUGGGGACUGGGACAAAUGGUGUUGCAGUGGCAGUGAAUGAGUUGACUGAGCUAAAACUGACUGGGUACAGUAACUGAAAUGUUUCCAGAUUUGUUUGUCUUAUAUUGAGCUGGAACAACUUGCAAAGCAUCUUGAUGGGAACGGACUAGCCGUAUUCAAGUGGAUUGCUCUCAACUCUCUGUAAGGGAGGCUUUGGGUGUUCCCUGAAUGUCUGAAAUCUUUUCCUUUGUUUUUCCAUCAUCUUCUCCUCAGUUUAUGGUGAAAGAAAUGCCCUGCAUCAGGAAUUCUUGCCUUUGCACUUCCCUUGUUUUGAUGCCGACUCGUAUUACCAAGCAUUUUUUAUUAAAUGGUGUAUAAGAAUGAGGUUUUUUUGUAUAGUGUAAAGGCUGAUUGUAUUGUAACUAUAGUUACAAGUUUGCGUUUUUACAAUUAACAUUAAAUACUGUGUUGCUGUAA
Messenger RNA from Carcharodon carcharias (great white shark), 4860 nucleotides. It is a transcript of the gene ppp4r1l, whose product is annotated as protein phosphatase 4, regulatory subunit 1-like. Lineage: Eukaryota; Metazoa; Chordata; Chondrichthyes; Lamniformes; Lamnidae. The record is from RefSeq and is a predicted model, not a curated record. The transcript is spliced from 19 exons. Gene Ontology annotation, biological process: protein dephosphorylation. The coding region runs from base 156 to 2999 and encodes 947 amino acids. Gene Ontology annotation, molecular function: protein phosphatase regulator activity; protein binding.